AUGGAAGGCCUCGACGCAGUCAAGCAACUUUUAGAACCGGGAGACUUUAUGACCAAAAUAGACCUUAAAGACGCCUAUUUGUUCAUCCCGGUGCUAAAAGAGCACAAAAAAUUUCUCCGUUUUUGUUGGGGGGAUAAAAAAUUUCAAUUUACUUGCCUCCCAUUCGGACUGUCGGCCGCACCGAGGGUAUUCACUAAGGUUAUGAAGGUAGUCAUGGGCCAUCUUAGAUCAAAAGGAAUCAGGCGAAUCAUCUACCUUGACGACAUCCUGAUUCUGAGCCGUUCCUUUUCGGAAGCGUUAGACCACUGCGCAGUGGUGGCGGAAACGCUGACCUCACUUGGUUUCGUUAUUAACGAAGCAAAAUCAAUCAAGCAGCCAGUCCAACGCAUAGACUAUCUAGGUGUAGUGGUAGAUUCCACCAAACUUUCCUUCGCGCUCCCCCAGGAAAAAAUGGACCAGGUUUUGAAACUCUGCAAAAAGGCGCUCGGAAGUAAAGAUAUCACUUUAAGGGAUAUCUCUAAAAUUUUAGGCAACUUCGCGUGGGCCAUCCAUUCCAUUCCUUUUGCGCAGAUGCACUACAGACAAAUUCAGGAUUUCCAUAUACAACAAUUGCACAAAUGGGACCGUGAUUUGUCAAAAAGAAUUAUACUCCCGGCGGAAGCGCGGAGCAACUUGGAUUGGUGGAUUAACAACUUGCAAAUUGUAAACGGAAAACCUUUUUUCCCACGCUCCCUUCAUUUAAAAAUCUAUUCAGACGCAUCACUGUCAGGGUGGGGCGCUGUUUGCGACGACGUUAGAACCAGAGGUCCGUGGACCGCAGCAGAUAGAAAUCGCCACAUUAACGAGCUCGAAAUCUUGGCUGCUUUUCACGCAGUCAAGUCAUUCGCCGGCAGUUCAUCGAAAAUCGCAAUCAAACUCUACCUUGAUAAUAGCACGGCCGUUUGCUAUAUCAACAAGGGGGGCGGCACAAGAUCGAUUGGUCUAUCGAUUCUGGCUAAUCUGCUCAACUCAUUCUGUGAGGAACGCAGCAUUUCGCUCGAAGCAUUUUUUCUUCCGGGGAAACUUAAUGUCGAGGCGGACGAAGAGUCGAGAGCGGCGUCAGACAGUAGCGACUGGAUGCUUUGCCGUCGAUCCUUCCAGGCGAUCGAUAACAUAUGGGCGACAGACGUCGACUUGUUUUCGGCAAGUUGGAACCACCAUCAUGACCGCUUCAUUUCUUGGCGGCCUCAACCGGGAGCAUGGGCAGUCAAUGCUUUUUCGAAGAACUGGGGAGAGUUUAAAGCUUACGCCUUUCCCCCCUUCUCUAUGAUCUCCCGUUGCCUGGCCAAAGUGAAAGCGGAAGAAGCAAGACUGCUUCUCAUCUGCCCAGUAUGGCCCAGCCAAAUUUGGUUCCCGUCGCUGCUGGAAUUAGCGUGCGAUACCCCGCGCAUCCUCCCGCCCAAAUCUGAUAUUUUGCUUUCAGCCCAGGGCGACUACCAUCCACUGGUAGAGAAAAGUCAGCUUCUUCUAUCCGCCUGGAUGUUAUCAGGACAAGCCUGUCAGACCAAGGCCUUCCGUCAAAAGUGGUCGACCUUUUGCUGGCAGGAAGCCGUCCAGCCACGAAUACUGCAUACCAGGCCGCCUGGCACUCUUGGUCAGAUUGGUGUGCUGAACAGCAUACCAAUCCCAUGUCUAGCACUUUGA
Daphnia magna is the source of this 1683-nucleotide messenger RNA. RefSeq lists its product as uncharacterized. The transcript has a single exon. The record is from RefSeq and is a predicted model, not a curated record. Bases 1 to 1683 code for a protein of 560 amino acids. NCBI's taxonomy places the organism in Eukaryota, Metazoa, Arthropoda, Branchiopoda, Diplostraca, Daphniidae.